AAACAUCAUGUAAUGUAGACAGUAACUUGGUAGAUUUAAAGCUUGCAUCUUUCCCAAGCAACAAAAAAAAAAAAUCUGCCCAAAGUUCUGUUCUUGGAAGAUCCUGCCAUCCUUUUCUUCUGACUUCAUUCUGAUUCUCUGGUAGAACAUGAACUCCAAAUUCCCAUUACUCUAAAUACUUCCCAGAUCAUUCAGAUCCACUCUCCAUUGAGGAUUCAAUCCGUCUCUUUUUUCCUUGGCAGGAAAUGGCUGAUUUCAAAAAACCCACAGUUCCCAGCAAAUCUUCAUACAAUUGCCUCUAUCUCGAUCCCCUAACUGAUCCAAAGCACCACCAUAGCUGCAGCGAAGGAGACCUCGCAGCAGUUUUCACUGACAACAAAGAGAAUAAUCCCAUAUUUGGAAGUGGCAAAGAAAAUGCAGUGCCCAAAAGCUCUAAUGCAAAUGGGUCUCUUCCCUUAAUGCCAAAGCAGUUUUCAAAUAUGAAGUCUUUGUCUACAGGGAGAGUUCUGAAGCCAACUUCGUUGCAGUUCUGUAUGCAGAUGAAUGAACCAGAAAGGGCUUUGAAAUCCAAAUUAUGGGACCCGGUUGAAUCUGAGAAAUCAGCUGCUUCCCUAAAUAUUUGGGACUAUUCAGAUUCUGAGGCUGCUCCUGCUUCUUCUUGGUCUACAUUGCCUAAUAGGUCAUUGCUAUGCAGACCAUUGCCAUUGGACAUUGGGAGAUGCACUUGUGUUAUUUUGAAGGAAGCACUGCCACAAGGGUUAAAUGGUGGUACAGUGUACGCCCUCUAUACCAAUGAAGGACAGGGACGACAGGAUCGGAAACUAGCUAUAGCUCACCAUAAGAGGCAUAAUGGGAAGUCAGUGUUUACUAUAGCUCAGAAUUUGAAGGGACUUUUAUCUACUUCCGAUGAUGGUUUUGUUGGGAAUGUAACAGCUAACUUCAUGGGUUCCAAGUAUCACGUAUGGGAUCAGGGUGGUCGUCUCGGUUCACCAUCUAAGCGUAAUCCCCUUCUGGCUGUUAUUACAUUCAUGUCUACCAUAGUAACUUGCACUGGGAGUUACAGAAGCAUGAGGGUCUACAUACCCAAGCACCAAUCUAUGCGGCUGAAGAACACAGCUCAGAUGCAACACAUUAAUGGUCUGCCAAAGGAUUGGGAGGCAAAAAUGGACAAAGUACAUAAGUUACAUUCAAAGACUCCAAAGUACAAUAAUAUUUCAAAACAAUAUGAAUUAGACUACAGAGACAGGGGCAGAGCUGGUCUUGGUAUCCAAAGAUCAGUGAAGAAUUUCCAGCUUAAAUUGGAGGAGCAUGGAAAGCAGACAAUUUUGCAGCUUGGAAGAGUGGGGAAAUCAAAGUUUGUGAUGGAUUUCAGAUACCCUUUAACAGGUUACCAAGCAUUUUGCAUAUGUUUGGCUUCAAUUGAUUCAAAACUUUGUUGCACAGUUUGAUUACAACUUACAAGCUACCACCAUCCUUUUCUGUUCAAACUCUGAACAAAAUUUUUUUCAGCUUCUAUUUUCUGGUUCCUGCCAGUGCUUCUUACAUCUCCAGAAGCACACCUAGAAAGAGUGAAUUUGUAAGGUUAGGGAGAAGUUGUUAGCUAUGAAUGUUUGCUGACUGUGAUACCUGAGCCUUCAGAAUUUGCAAGGAUGAUUUCAAUUUGAUGUGUUCCUCUA
Molecule: messenger RNA, 1676 nt
Organism: Manihot esculenta (cassava)
Lineage: Eukaryota; Viridiplantae; Streptophyta; Magnoliopsida; Malpighiales; Euphorbiaceae
Product: tubby-like protein 8
Exons: 9
Coding region: 246-1448 (400 amino acids)
Source: RefSeq, a predicted model, not a curated record